UGCGUUGAUGCUGUUGCUGAUGCUGUUGCCCGGCGCCUGUAUCCGUGCUUCCAGACGGGGGGUAACCAUAGCCACCGGCUCAUCGGAAGGAGCAGCAGCAGCAGCAGCAGCAGUAGCAGUUGCAGCAGCGAGGACAGAGGACAGAGGACAGGAGUGAGAAGGAUAGUCAGCAUCCCUGGAGACAAACAGACGCAGUGAGAAGAUGACUCUGGCAGCCUACAAAGAGAAGGUCAAAGAGCUCCCCCUGGUGUCGUUGCUAUGCGCCUGCCUGAAUCCACAGACUCUAGAAAAGACUACAUAUAAAGCAGAAGAUGCAGUGGACCUGGGCUGGUGUGUCAUCAAAGAUGUCGAGGUGAUCGAAAUAAACAAGCGGGCUUCAGGCCAGGCCUUCGAAGUCAUUCUCAAGCCCCCGUCCUUCGACGGCGUGCCAGAACUCAACACCUCCAUGCCGCAGCGUCGUGACCCUUCCCUGGAGGAAAUUCAGAAGAAACUGGAGGCUGCCGAGGAGAGACGAAAGUGCCAGGAGGCCGAGCUGCUGAAGCACCUAGCAGAGAAGAGGGAACACGAGCGCGAAGUGAUCCAAAAAGCCUUCGAGGAGAACAACAACUUCAUCAAGAACGCCAAGGAGAAGCUAGAGCAAAAGAUGGAGGCCAACAAGGAGAACAGGGAGGCUCUCCUGGCCGCCAUGCUGGAGAGGCUGCAGGAGAAGGACAAACACGCCGAAGAAGUGAGGAAGAACAAGGAGCUGAAGGAGGAAGCCUGUCGGUAGAUGAGCGGAACGCGCAAACGGUGGGAGCGAACCAGAGCAGGACUGGGAGCUUUUUAAGUUAAACCGUGCAGGAUAAUAAAAGAAAAAGAGCUGAAAAAACAAACGUAAACAAAGAUAAAUUGCCAGUUUUUCACAUUUCAUGUAUACUGUAAGAAGAAGCUGUACAAAGUUUAGCCCAUAUUUGAUGUAAAGCAACAAAAAAAAAAAAAUAAUAAUCACGCUUUUUUUUCUAAGGAAGCGGAGUGUGGUGUAGCCUCCAGACAAAAGAGUGUUAGCAGACAAUUCCGUCGUGUUUGAAUACUGGACACCGGCGUAGCUAAAAAGCUCCGAUCUGCAGAGAGCGCUAAAGAUAAAUCAGACCUUGUAACAUCAGCAGGACACAUUUCUUCACUUUGCUUCCACAGCCCUUGUGCUAACUCUUUAGCAUUUUUCAGCCUGCCUUGUGUCUUGGUAUGGGACAUUUUUUUUAUGUACUAAAACUCAGCGGAUUUCACAGAACGGAUCUAGAACACAACCAGGUAAUGCGUUUUCGUUCCGACAGAGUAGAGCCUCGACAAACGGAGGCUCGAAAAGUCGAGGACUCUCAGCGGCGCGCUGACAUUUUCAGACUUUGUAAAUCUCCGGUGUACUUGUAGUUCAGUGACAUUUAGGGUCUCCUAGAUUUUAGACUUGGAAUUGCACUCUCAUUUUAUUAAGCACAACACAAAAGCACAUAUGCAUAUAAAAGGGGGGACGGGGGCUGAGGCGGGGUCCCCAUCACGGAGAGAUUUGGACGAAGUCACUUUUGAAGUUUAGGUUCGAGGCUCCUCUGGCUAACUCGUCGACUCUGUUUGCUUUGAUACGCGUCAUCGUGCUCCGAAUGUUUGUUCGUUCGUUUGGUUUUUUGUUUUUUGUUUUUGUUUUUUUUUUUCAAAGUAGAAGUAUUUGAAACCCAUACCUUAAAAAAGUGUGUAACUAAAUCUGAGUUGUUGAGUCAUACUGACUUAAUUUAAAAAACGUUUCACAUGUUGGCAGUGUAACAGAAGAGGUUUGUACUCGCUGUAACCGUGUCUGUCGCUGUAACUCUGCAAAGCUGGAUUGACUAUAUCUGUUUGGCAUGGACAGUAAAAAAAAAAAACGCUUGGCUGAC
Molecule: messenger RNA, 1898 nt
Organism: Cynoglossus semilaevis (tongue sole)
Lineage: Eukaryota; Metazoa; Chordata; Actinopteri; Pleuronectiformes; Cynoglossidae
Gene: stmn4
Product: stathmin-like 4
Exons: 6
Coding region: 203-769 (188 amino acids)
Biological process (GO): regulation of microtubule polymerization or depolymerization; microtubule depolymerization; neuron projection development
Cellular component (GO): neuron projection; cytoplasm
Molecular function (GO): tubulin binding
Source: RefSeq, a predicted model, not a curated record